This is a messenger RNA of Cynara cardunculus var. scolymus (artichoke), 1041 nucleotides long. Its product is annotated as putative ripening-related protein 1. The coding region runs from base 1 to 1041 and encodes 346 amino acids. The record is from RefSeq and is a predicted model, not a curated record. NCBI's taxonomy places the organism in Eukaryota, Viridiplantae, Streptophyta, Magnoliopsida, Asterales, Asteraceae. The transcript has 2 exons.
AUGAAGAACUUUUGCAUUGGUACAUGUCUUUUUGUCUUGCUUGUGGUUAUCUUUCCAUCGAAGUUUGAUGCUCAAACAUGCACGCCAAGUGGUGGCAUAAGGGGGCAAAAACCACCUCCUGGACAAUGCAACACAGAGAAUGACUCGGAUUGUUGUGUCCAAGGGAAGUUCUACACCACAUACAAAUGUUCACCAAGUGUUUCUAGCAAUACAAAGGCGACUCUAACUUUAAAUAGUUUCCAGAAGGGAGGUGAUGGUGGUGGCCCAUCAGAGUGCGACCAUAAAUAUCAUUCUGAUGACACACCUGUUGUGGCACUAUCAACAGGGUGGUAUAAGGGUGGGGAUAGAUGUCAUAAUUUCAUCAAGAUCAAUGGUAACGGACGAAGUGUAAAAGCCAUGGUUGUAGAUGAGUGUGAUUCUACAAUGGGUUGUGAUGAAGUGCAUGACUACCAACCCCCAUGCCCUAAUAACAUUGUGGAUGCUUCUAAAGCUGUUUGGAAAGCAUUAGGUGUAUUAGAAGAGAAUUGGGGAGAUUUAGAUAUCUCAUGGUCAGAUGCAUGCAAGCCAAGUGGUGGUAUAAGGGGAAGAAAACCGCCUCCAGGACAAUGCAACACAGAAAACGACUCAGAUUGUUGUGUCCAAGGGAAGUUUUAUACCACCUACAAAUGUUCACCACCCGUUUCUAGUCAGACAAAGGCGACUCUAACGUUAAAUAGUUUCCAAAAGGGAGGUGAUGGAGGUGGCCCAUCAGAGUGUGACCACAAAUACCAUUCUGAUGACACACCCGUUGUGGCACUAUCAACAGGUUGGUAUAAGGGAGGGGAUAGGUGUCAUAAUUUCAUCAAAAUCAAUGGUAACGGACGAAGUGUAAAAGCCAUGGUUGUAGACGAGUGUGAUUCCACAAUGGGUUGUGAUGAAGAGCAUGACUACCAACCUCCAUGCCCUAACAACAUUGUAGAUGCCUCUAAAGCUGUUUGGAAAGCAUUGGGUGUAUCAGAAGACAAUUGGGGAGAUUUAGAUAUCUCAUGGUCAGAUGCAUAG